AACUGUACUGUCUUCAAAUACCUAAUAUUGUAUUACUGAGCACUGCAGAGAUGUUUUAAAAAUACGUCUAAGAUACUUGAAACUGUCAUAUCUUUGUUUUUACUGAUUGAAUACGUUGGGCUUAGAAGUUGCAUCUGGCACAAUUUCCUUUUUCUGCUUUUUAUCUGCAAAACUCGUAACACUUUUAGUGCUGUCUUUUCAGAGAGAUUAUGGGGGACAUUGAUAUAUGCUUAUAUUGAUUUUUUUUUUUUUAAUUUAAAUGGGGAGGUGAGUUAUUUUGGAGACACAUUUAUCUUAUUAAUAAAUAGCCUGAGGGUUUCAACGGGAGGCACUAUACCACCCUUGGCUUUGGUAGGACCUUGGAAAGCCAGGGUGGAGUUAUAAAGGAUUUGUUGGGACUUGCGUCUCCCAGAGGCAAUGAAGUAGGGGUGUCUGAGUCUCUGACACAUGCCUGCUGACUCUUCAUCCCAGAUCUGCCCUCUGGAAGCUGGUCUGGUUGUUAUCUUUCAUCUUUGCUCCCUUCUAUGCACACGUUUUAGUAACUUUGCCACAAAUAUUAACCUUUUCAUCAGUAAAUGUGUUCAUUGCAUGACUUUAUUUUAUUUUUAUUUUAUUGUUUACAGGUUUAUAACAGUGUAUCCUGGUUUAUCUUUGGAUGUUAGAAAGUGAGGAUUUGCCAGCACACUGAACUGUUAGCGUUGGGAAGUAUUGGUAGAAAAGGGUGAAAAAGAAAGGUGCUGGGAAAAUGGAGAAGAUUCUGAACAGAAUUCAUCUAGUUUCUGAUCCAGAAGCAACCUACUUCCUACAAGUAUCAUGGGAAAAGGAUUUAGGCACUGGCUUCAGUAUACUUCUUAGUGAUGGUCAGUUCUCCUGGGCUGGGACAGUGUCUGAAGCAGAAAUUUCCAGGGAGGCUGCUGACAUGGAAAUGAACAAGGAAAAGUAUGUGGAAGAGCUGAAGAAAGCAUUGGUGACUAGAGAAGAGUCAGCUGGCAAAUACAACUAUCUGAUUUCAAGAGAUCAAGAAAAUGUGGUGUGUCAGUUCUCCUAUGAAAGAAGUCUGAAAGAUGGCUCUUUCAGACUUGGCUCUGUGAAGCUGCAGGAGGUCCCAAGUCCGGCCAAGGUGGUGAAGGAGCUCAUUGGUUACUGCCUGGACAGCCUGGGAAAACUGCAGGCCAAAAACGAGCACCUGCAGAGAGAAAAUGAAAGGCUUUUCAGCAACUGGAGUGAUGCAGAGAAGAGGCUGGAAAAAUGUGUGGAGGCUAAAGAGAAGCUGGAGGCAGAUCUUUAUAACCGGUUUAUUCUGGUGCUGAAUGAGAAGAAGGCAAAGAUAAGAAACUUACAGAAGUUGCUGAAUGAAGCCAAAGAAUCUGCAGCAGAUGCCAAAUGUACCAGGGAUGAUAUAACUACUACUCAGAUGGUUAUAAAGAGAGAAAAUGACUAUGAUGCCAGCACUGAUGAGGAAAGUGAAAGUUUAACACAGGCCUCAUUACCAUCAGCACCGGAACGAAGGGAUUCCUCCCUCCUGGGGAGCCCAGGCGUUGCUGACACAGCUCCAAGAAGGAAGAGAAGACAAAGGGCAGCAAAACCUGCUGGGACAGGGCCUAAGGUGGCAGCUUAUGAGGCAGAACAACCACCUGAAGAAAAACCUGACCUGGCCUCACAGAAGACAUCUGGCCAGCAUUCUGUGGAUUGGAACCUGGAAACACUGAAGAACACUUGUGAGCCAGAGGACCUCUUCGAUGACAUGUAGCCACAUGUGGGCUGAGAGACAGAGACUGGUGCUUCUACCAGAGAUAAACUGUAAAACUAAAGGCUUUUUUUGUAGAGUAGAGCCAAGAUCUGUGCUCUGAGGUGGUUUCCGGUGGCACACCCCUAUGAGUUUGUAGACCCUGAUAGACCUGAUUUGUGAUGGUCUUAAAAAUGAGUUUAUCCCCUGUGUAGACCUUUUAUCAAAUGUAUAUGGGAAGCGAGAGCACCACUGAGGUGUUUUUUACAUCCUUACAGUCAAUGGCUGCUGGCUGUAUUCAGGUUUUCCAGAUGUCCCCAGAGAAUGUCCGACUUUAAGCUACUGCUCUACUUAACCUUACAUGCCAUGCCUUUCUUAGCUCAGCCUAAACAUGAUCCAGAUAAAUCAUCUUCAGCUUUGUUCGAGAUGCAGGUUUAGAAUAGUCUCUUCUAAUUCAAAGCAUCCAAAGAAAUACCUUUUUAUUGAAAGGUUCUCUGCAGCAUUAAUGCCUUAUAAGGUUUUCUUGCUCUUGGAAGUAAAGUGCUUCUAAAGUAGAUAUUGACUCUAUUUUAAGCUUCCGUAGAAACCCAUAGCAUUUAAAAAUAUUGUCAUUUUUGAUACUUCAGUAUUUUCCUUAAGGUGGUUUCUAAAAAAGAAAUAAAUAAAAUGCAUUCUAAAAGGACAUCAAUUUUGUUCUUAUUUGCUUAGACACUAUGCGUAAAGACAGAGUUAGCAAAAUGUGUUAAUGCAUGAAGGCAGUCUUUAAAGUCUUCGGUGCUCUGUGGCUUGCAAAGGUCUGUGGUAAAACACCUACUUGGUGUUUCUGAAAUAGCCACUUAUUUAGGCUCUGAUUCUGCCAAAAUUUCAUCCUAUAAUUUAUUAAGAGCACCCAUUUCAGUAUUUGCAGCAUCAUGGACUCUUAUAGGAACACAAGGGUCUGGGAAUAUUACAUUUAAGUAUUCCUCCCUGGAAAAAUGGUCACAGCAUUUUAAAUUCACAAAGGGCUUUGGGACAGUGUUAUAAAUCACACAGUAAAAAUAAGAAUGGCUAAAAUAUUUUGCUUGCUAAAAAGGCUUUGUGCCUGAGAAGUGGCAAGGCCACAAAAGCCCUAUUCAUACACCCAUUCAAAAUCUUCCAGUGCUGAUCUGACAGUGCUUUCAGCAAAAGCUCGUGUAUGGUUCCAGUUUUGGAGUGAAUAUGUUCCAUGACUUAACCCGAAGUGGAAGAGCUUGGUUUAAUUGUGCCUGCAGCAGAAAAUGAAGGCAAAUGAAGCUGAACAUCUGACAAAACUCUGCUUUCAGGACGCUGUAGUUUUCUAGUGGCAAAAUGUUGUUGUACAAAUAGGAAAUGUUACACGCCAUGGGCAGAUGUAAUAAAGUCUGUCAGAGUGUUUAUUAUUUUCUCUUUUUUUUCUUACUUUUUGAGAUUUAUAGAGUCAUUUGAACAGAAAAUUACGUGGUGGGUGUUACACAUCUUGGGCUGUGUGAGCACAGGUGUGUUGUCUGGUGAGGGCAGUCGUGGUACAGAGCCAGUUUCCAAUCGGCUGAGACUGGUUUUAUUCACCUUCCCUCCCCUGGAAAUCUACACACAAUAUGUCAAUGUGUCCUAGUUAGAACAGCUGGGACCAGUUCAUCACUGUUUGGGUGUAACCCAAAACUGUGUAUUCUAUAGCCUUCCAUGCCAUUUCCCAGAAACUGUUAUCAAUAGACUAUUUACACCCUCUUUCCAGAGCAGCCUGACUUCUCAGGCUAUAAAGCAAGUGUUAAGAGGUCUUCAAGACAGGAGGGUGCUCCUGUCCUCACACCCAUUGUGGAACUCCCCGCCCUGAGGGAGGUACUGGGCAUUCCUGCCUGAA
Molecule: messenger RNA, 3581 nt
Organism: Lepidothrix coronata (blue-crowned manakin)
Lineage: Eukaryota; Metazoa; Chordata; Aves; Passeriformes; Pipridae
Gene: XRCC4
Product: X-ray repair cross complementing 4
Exons: 8
Coding region: 746-1750 (334 amino acids)
Biological process (GO): response to X-ray; immunoglobulin V(D)J recombination; double-strand break repair via nonhomologous end joining
Cellular component (GO): nucleus; DNA ligase IV complex; DNA-dependent protein kinase-DNA ligase 4 complex
Molecular function (GO): DNA binding
Source: RefSeq, a predicted model, not a curated record